AUGCAAGCCCAUGGAGAAAUCAUAUUCCUACUGUGGAGUAUUGCGAUGCUUCAAGAGGGAAAGACUUUCCUUGUACAUCAGUCAGGACAGAAGAAUGUCUGUGAGACAGAGGAAUGCAGAAAUUUAGCGAAACGACUUAAGGAGGAAAUCAACGAUAAGGUGAACCCCUGCGACGACUUCUACGAGUUCGCCUGUGGCAAGUGGAAAAGUACGACUCGAAUUCCAGAUACAUCGACAUCAAUCAGCAAGUUUGUUGAGGCCAUUCAACAGAUGGAAGCAAAAAUGGCAAGCCUUCUUGCGAGUAAGCCAAUGAUUUACGACAAGAAACAGUCGCUUGAAGACAAAAUGGCUAUUCUCUUUAAAAGCUGCGGAGACACAACCGUUACACGAACGACAGAGAUUGCUGAAGUAAAGAACUUAAUGAAAAAGUUCAAUUUUGGAUCAUGGCCACAGACGACAAGUCAAUCUCGAUCUAAGGGCGUCUUUACAAAGAUGUUAAAGGACGCUGGUUAUCGUGGACUGUUCAGAAUUACUGUCGACGUCAACAUCUUCCAAGUUUCACAGUACACAAUUCACAUGGACCGGCCAUCCUGGACGUACCCUCUCAGUGAUCAAGUGUUUCGGUCACUAAGCAGAGACGAUGAAGCGAAAUACCGACAGUACAUUGGACGUGUUAUUGAGAAUCUGGAUCCAAAGUUGAGCAAGCGAAAGGAUGAGCUCGCUCAAAGCAUAUUUGAUUACGAGGAGGAUAUAGCACGUAUCACCACAAGCAUCUCAGAAGGUCCCAUGUUGACCAGCCUUAGAGACUUGAACGCGCAAAUUCAUCGGGAGGUAGACUUUAAGGAGUUGAUUACGCACCUGUUUUCUACUGCGAAGACAAAACGGAGGCUUGCUGAUUCACAAAGUGUUAUCUUGUGGGCGAAGGGGUACUACAAGGAGCUUGUCGAGCUCAUCAACGACAACGAACCGAAGGAUCUCUUCAACUACCUCGGGUGGAAGUUCCUAUCUUUACUCGUGAAGUAUUCGAGGUCGGAUCUGUUCUCGGACUACACAUCUUUUCUAGGGUCGGUAGACCCAUCAUAUAAGCCACCGCAACCGCCUUUCACAAGUACCUGCAUCAGGGACCUCAUGGACAACAUGAAAUACGCUUUCGGCAGAAUGUAUGUAAACAACUUUUUCAAGGACGCGCAUGUCCUCAGAGAAAUAAAAGAUGUUACGAGUGCUCUUGAAGAAGCGCUAAAAAAGAUGGUCAACAAAAGAACGUGGCUGGACACUGCAACUAAGACAGCGGCUCUCUCGAAGGUGGGAACAAUGCUGAAAAUGAUAGGCUAUCCAGGGUGGAUAAUGGAGCCUUCUCAGGUUGAAGCACUGUUUACUCACGUCCCAGUAUUCAAAGCAAAAGAGUUAUAUGUGACCAUGAUGACAUACGUUAUUACGAACAAUAUGGAUAUUAACUUGGAGAAGAUAUCAAACCCUGUAGACAAAAACAAAGAGUGGCAUAGGGAUCCUGCUGAUGUCAACGGGGAGUAUAUUCCACAAACCAAUGCAAUUGGUGUUUUUGCCGGUCUUCUCCAGAAACCCCUCUACACUUGUAACCUUCCUGUUGCGGUCGCUAUGGGAACUGUCGGAUGGUUUACAGGACAUGAACUCAUUCAUGCGUUAGAUACCCACGGAUGUAUGUAUGAUUCGACCGGAGCAUUCAAGGACUGGAGGACUUCUGAAGUGCGUGCGGCUUAUCAGCGCUAUUCAGAUUGUUUCCAAACACAGUACUCGAGAAUAUAUGACUCAGAAGCUGGAGAAGAGCUGAGCGGUGUGCGCACGUUGGGAGAAAACAUUGCUGACAACGGUGGCCUCCGCAUGGCGUCUAAGGCCCUGAAGGGAAUUGUUAAAUCAAAUCCGUUAACUGAUGUCAAACUACCUGGGUUUGAGAAGUACUCAGCAAGAGAAAUGUUCUAUAUAGCAUUUGCGAACGCUCAAUGUAAUAAAAUGUUGGUACCAGCUAUGAAAUACUACAUCAAGUAUAACCCUCACACUAUUCCAAAAUACAGGGUUAACACCGCAAUUCAAAACGACAAAGCAUUUUCAAAGGCAUUUAAAUGCGCUGCAGGUACUCCGAUGAACAUACCGAAGAGAUGUGUGUUCUGGUGA
Messenger RNA from Ixodes scapularis (black-legged tick), 2148 nucleotides. Its product is annotated as neprilysin-1-like. The record is from RefSeq and is a predicted model, not a curated record. Gene Ontology annotation, biological process: protein processing. Lineage: Eukaryota; Metazoa; Arthropoda; Arachnida; Ixodida; Ixodidae. The transcript has 20 exons. The coding region runs from base 1 to 2148 and encodes 715 amino acids. Gene Ontology annotation, molecular function: metalloendopeptidase activity. Gene Ontology annotation, cellular component: plasma membrane.